This is a messenger RNA of Oncorhynchus kisutch (coho salmon), 5045 nucleotides long. RefSeq names its product myelin-associated glycoprotein-like. Bases 738 to 2432 code for a protein of 564 amino acids. Gene Ontology annotation, biological process: cell adhesion. The record is from RefSeq and is a predicted model, not a curated record. Gene Ontology annotation, molecular function: sialic acid binding. Gene Ontology annotation, cellular component: plasma membrane. Lineage: Eukaryota; Metazoa; Chordata; Actinopteri; Salmoniformes; Salmonidae. The transcript has 11 exons.
GGUAUAUAGAUAAUUACAAACCGUGUGGUUCGAUCCCUUUAUGCUGAUUGGCUGAAAGCCGUGCUAUAUAUUGAAAUGUUCCACAAAGAGGGCCCAACUAUCUUUAAAUCAAUGUUAUUCACUCACUACAACCUGCCUGACACUACAAUUAAAUGAUGUUGCCUAUAUAAAGACAGUGGUUUAUGUUUGACAGAUUUAUCCUAAGGGUAUGAAUACAUAUUAAAGGUAAUACAACUGAUACAGAAUUGUGUUUUUCCUUUUGUUUUCUUUGAUUGAUUCAACAAUGGAGAGAGAGAGAAGCAGAAAAUGAGAGUCGGGAGGGAGUAGGAGAGAAGGCAGAUGCCAUAGGAGAGGAGGACUUACUGGUUCCUAUCUGCUGGGCAUUAGAGCUCUUCACUGGGUGCAUAUCAACUGAUGAGAAUCCAUAGAACCCGGCAGACAGGAUUUUACAACCUGCGGAGACACACAAGGGAACUACACGCCCGGGGAGAACGUAGAACCGACAGAACCGAGGGGAGGAACCGAGAGGGAGCCGGAGCCUGGUGCUGAAGCUGGUAUGAGAGAAGUUAAGGGAGAGGGCUGUUGAGGUGUCUGGGUGUGAUUGGGCACCCUCUAGUGAACAUUACUACUACUACUACUGCAACCACCAAGCUGAGGAAUCAGAUAUUUUCUGUCUUGGCUACUUUUCGCCCAUUGAGCAAUUCAAGAGGCCUCUGGUUCAGGGUUAAAUAGACACCAUGUGGUGUUUGGAGCUGCUUCUGCCGCUGUUGCUAAUCAUCAAAGAUGUCAGUGGCCAGUGGAACGUAUGGAUACCCAGGGACAUCUCGGCCAUGACCAACUCCUGCGUGGUCAUCCCCUGCACAUUCAUGUACCCGUCCGGUAUCCGUCUGCACUACGGCAUCCACGGAAUCUGGUACUUUGGCCAGCCCUACCCCCAGCUCUUCCCACCUGUGGUGUUCAAGACGCGCACAGAAAUCGUACAUGAAAGUUACCAAGGGCGUACCAAGCUCAUCGGGGACCUGCACCAGAGGAACUGCACUCUGCUCAUCAGUAAUAUUGGUACAGAGCACUCAGGGAGGUACUACUUCCGUGCCGACCUGGGCGGUGCCAACAUCUACACCUACCCAGACUUCUCUGAGCUCAAGGUGCUGGACCAGCCGAACAUUGACAUCCCUGAGGAGAUAGUCGCUGACGAGAAUCUGGAGUUGACCUGCUAUGCUCCAGACAACUGUCCAGAGAAUAGCCCAGAGAUCCAAUGGAUGUACACAGACUACCUGCCUGAACCUGAGUAUACCUCAGACUACGUGGCAGAGAGCAACACAGCCGUGCUGUCAAGCACGCUCACCUUCACCCCCAGGCCCAUGCACAACGGUCAGCUGCUGGGCUGCAGGGUCUCCUACCCCAACACCACCCUGGUCUACGAGAGACUCAUCUCUCUGGACGUCAAGUAUGCCCCUCGCUCGGUGUGGGUGAACGUGUCCGCGGAGGUGAUGGAGGGCAGCUCGGUAACGCUGCACUGCGAGGUGGACAGUAACCCUCCUCCCAGGAUAUCCUGGCUAUUUGGGGACGAGCAGCUGCUGUGGGACACAGCCUCCAAUGCCUCGCUCUCCCUGGAGGACUUAACCCCCUCUCAGGAGGGUAUCUACACCUGUGUGGGGGAUAACGGCUACGGCGUCAUGAACACAUCCAUGUACCUGGCUGUCUUGUACCCUCCCAGUGAGCCAGUGGUAAAUGGCUCCCUGACCAUUUUGGAAGGUUCCUCCAUCUCCCUGCAAUGUAGCACACAAGGCAAUCCCACGCCCACCCUCACCUGGCUGAAGGACGGGGAGCUGGUGGGCGCCAUCACGGCCGCGGAGGUGUCUGUGCUGGAGCUUCUGAAGCUCAACCCUCAGGGAGACGGACAGUACCGCUGCCUGGCAGAGAACGAACACGGACGAGCCAGCAGCUCCCUCAACAUCACUGUGGAAUACGCCCCAGUCCUUCUGGACGAGUCCAAGUGCACAGUGGUGAGGGAGGGAGUCCAGUGUGUUUGCAUGGCUACGGGUAAUCCUGAGCCCAUCAUCGAGUUCUACCUCCCCAACAAGAACAUCACCGUCAACGACACGGACGGCCGCUACAACUACUACACGCACACGGACGGCCACACGUCCACGGGCAUGAUCAAACUACGGGAGAAGGGCGAGCGCCUGGGCAACGGUGCUGUCAAUGUGCACUGCAGCAUUAGCAACAUGUACGGGUCGGAGAGCUUUCAUCUGGAGCUACAGCAGGAGAAGAAGUACAUGAUGGCAGUGAUCGUUGGCACCAUCGGUGGAGUGGCUGUCAUCGCCUUCAUCAUCGCAGCAGUGAGAUAUGUGGGCCAUAACAACAAGAAAGAGAAGACGGGGAUUAUCAACCUGUGGGCUCUAUGGCAGAACUGGAGAGGCAAGAGCUGAACUAUGCCGCCCUGGAGUUUCUGGGGGGGCGCUCCAGGGAUGGGGGGGCCUCAGGGAGGGGGGAUGACGGCAGCGACUACACCGAGAUCAAGGCCAAAUGAAUCGCGAUCCUUCCCUGACCCAUCGUCACCGCGGGACACAGUGGCAGCAAUGUUGUCGCCCCCUUCCUCACGUCAUUCACCCCCUCUUCAAACGUCUUCCCCCCUCCCCCGUGGACACCAUCACCACCCUUCACCAUCACACCGAGAUCCCCCAUCGUCUCCCCCCGUCCCUGACUCAUCUCAAAUGAUGUCCCCGUUAGUUGACCCCCAAGCCUCCAGGGGGAGCCCCAGUGACAUCUCGCCACCCAGGACUGCUGGUAGCUACUUGCAAGGUCGGAACACGGCCCAGUGGACAAUGUAAAAAGAUCUUUGUAUUAUCAGCAGCUGUCGGUCUCCCAGCUCUUACCCUACUGGUCAUAGUCAGAAAAUGUCCUCAUAACAGGUACAAUGUGUUAGUUACUGUACUGUAUCAUCUAGAUUCAAUGUUGCUAUUCCCAUCUCUAUACCAUUAAUUGUUGGCAUUGCUAUCAAGCUUGGGACACAGUAACACAUUUUCUGGGGCUCCCCUUCUGUAUGUCACCCUAUAUCAUACUUAUAGCUAGCCUGGUUAAACCAGAUUGAACGCUGCGCUCACCAGUUUUCCUGUGAAAGGCAACGCAUUCAGCUUGGAUACCAGGCUAACUAUCUAGAUCUGUCCAUUAUAGUCCUUCUCCACUGUGUCCGCUGCCAGUCGAAGUGUCCGGGAAAGGGGUGUAUUUUGUGCUUUUUAUUUUCUUAUCUCUAUUUCUGACCCUGGAUCUGGAGGAAAUGAAGGAUCUCUUCUCUCUUCCUGAUCCAGUGGUUGUCAACACUGACCAGUGUUCAACAAACAUCAAGCCUGAUACAUAUCCAACUGAAGCCAGUCGUCUUCAUCUCACAUAUUCUGAUCCCACAUAUAGUUCAAUAGUGAUGUGUGCUGUGACUCAGUGGCUUUUGAUGAUGAUGAGAAAUGAAUAUUUAUUUGAUUUUAUAUAAAGAGAGAAGAUGGAUACUCUUAGAGGUUUGUCCAGCCUUGAACACAAGGUUCUGUUCGUCCAAGAAGUGGGCAGAUUUUUUAGUUCUGAUGCAUUAUAAGCACUGGUUGAGUUGUGGUUUGCUCUUCGGGAACUGUGCCGGGCUAACACAGAAUGUUCUGUUUAUGCCGUUGCCCAUGAUUUAAUUAUAGUAUUUUUGGACGAUUUCUCUGUUUUGCUAAGGAUAAGUGUUAACUUACAGGAACCAAUGGGUUAGAAUACAUUUUUGGAUCAAUCUGGCAUACAUGAAUCCACUGUAGCACUUGCACAGCAGGCCAAAAUGUAUCUCGUUGAGACAAUGUGUGUGUGUGUGUGUGUGUGCAAACAGUGCUGAAAGAUCAGCGAACACUGAUCACUGUGGCUGUUUCAAAGUAUCACUUUACCGGAGACCGCUUCUCCCAAAAUGUCUUCUUCAAUGGUUGUGAAUUGUGAAAUCGAAGCCUAAUCCUAUAAGGUUGUAUCAGAUGAGGUGUUUGAGUGGCACAACAUUAAAGCUGAUAUACCAGUUGGUUGUGCUGUUCAAAUAUACGCGAUCAACUCAUGUAAUGUAAUCCCCAAGCUCACUAAUGGCAUCACUUGAUAACAAUGACUGUUAAUACAAUAUUAAUAAGCUGCAUAUGGAUGGGUAAAAAGAUACCAGUAUACAUUAUGUAAAUAAAUACCCUGCAUGACUAUUAUGCUGUCAGCCAUAUGUGUAAAAAUACUAUGGUAUGUACAGUACAUGCUCAGUAUUACAACAAUGAUUUACACAGGCAAGUCGGAUACAGGUUUGGUAACACUUUAACUGACUUCUCUGUCAUAAGGGUGACAUAACGCUGUCAUAACAUAUCACAUGUCAUUUUCGGUCGUGAAAACCGAUGUCAAAAUACUGACAACCCUUUACACUGUCAUGACACAAAUGGAUAUUUAUGUAAAUUAGUUGGCUAGCUGUAUCCUAAGCCAAUAAGCUGACUGAAGCAAAGAUUUGUGCCAUGACAGUGUCAAGUCAUCUGUCAAGCUUAUGUCAGCUGUCAUGACUGUUAACAACAUAUUUUAUGUAAUUGUUCUGACAUGGUUUAGUCACUAGAAGUAAUGUCAGAGUGCUCAAGAUGUGUUACCCAAUGUUGAGACAUGCCAAUAUGGACAUCAGUUUAGUAACACUUACUGUCGUCAGUUUUCUUGAACGCCUCAUGGGGGGUUAAGUUCUUUCUAAACCUGGAAACAAAAUGGAGAAGCGCUGUUCAUGUCUUAUCUAAUUUGUUUGUCACAUAGUGUGUUGGAAAGCAGAUUUGUACUUUCUUUACUUUGUGGUAUUCAUUAUUGUUAUUGUGAUGAUUCUUUUUUUUAUAUAUCUUUGACACAAUAAUUCCGAUCAGAAUUCUGCAAUCCUUCUGCAAAUUACCACACUUUUCACUUAAUGACAAUAUGAGCUCUAUGAUGAUGUUUGAUCACUCUCUUUAUUUUACAAGUCUGUCCCGCCUCAAGCAAAGCCAUCUUUCUUUGGUUCCAAACAACAAAUAAAUCAAGUAAACAACAGAAAA